Molecule: messenger RNA, 1415 nt
Organism: Arabidopsis arenosa
Lineage: Eukaryota; Viridiplantae; Streptophyta; Magnoliopsida; Brassicales; Brassicaceae
Source: the annotation of a GenBank genome assembly
AAGAUGUAUGUUAUCAUUUCCAAUACUUUUUCUCUUAAGUAUCUUUGAUAAUCACAGUUCUUCAUUUUUCUUAGUAGAAGUCAUUAGCUAUGGAAGAAGAUAACCAAGAAAGACAACGUGACAAUGUUGGAACUUCAUCUUUCUUCAAGACAUGUUUCAACGCACUCAAUGCUCUUUCAGGAAUUGGAAUAUUAUCGGUACCAUAUUCACUUGCUCGUGGAGGAUGGUUGAGUCUUUCACUUUUGCUACUCUUAGCCGCAACCGCCUUCUACACAUCCUUACUCAUUACAAAAUGCAUGAAUGCGGACCACAACAUCAAAACAUAUCCCGACAUUGGAGAACGAGCAUUUGGUAGACCAGGAAGAAUCAUUGUGUCACUCUUCAUGCACCUAGAACUCUAUCUAGUCACCACGGGUUUCUUGAUCCUCGAGGGGGACAAUCUUCACAAUCUUUUCCCGGGUUUUAACAUCGAAAUUAUCGGAUUGAAAUUGAAUGGCAAACAAGCUUUCAUGGCGACUGUCGCCCUCGUCAUCAUGCCAACUCUAUGGUGGGAUAAUCUAAGCGUCUUGUCGUAUGUUUCUAUGAGUGGCGUUUUAGCUACGACUGUGACUCUUGGAUCAAUAUCUUGGGUUGGCGCAUUCGAUGGUAUUGGGUUUCAUCAAAAGGGAAAGUUGAUUAAUUGGAGUGGGAUCCCUACAGCUUUGAGCUUAUAUGCUUUUUGCUAUGGUGCGCAUCCAGUUUUGCCCACUUUGUAUUCCUCUAUGAAAAGCAAACAUCAGUUCAACAAUGUUCUACUAAUAUGUUUUAUACUAUGCACUAUAGGAUACACAUCAAUGGCAGUUUUGGGCUACUUAAUGUAUGGAUCACAAACAUUAUCACAAAUAACACUGAAUCUUCCAAUUCAUAAGACGAGUUCAAAGGUGGCAAUAUACACAACCCUCGUAAACCCGGUAGCGAAAUACGCAUUGAUGAUCACACCAACCGUGAACACCAUAAAAGAUUGGUUUCCUUCACGUUAUGCCAAAAAGACUUACUUACAUCUCUUGAUAAGCACAUUUUUCAUCAUAAGUAGUGUCGUGAUCGCCGAGACACUUCCCUUUUUCGGCUAUAUGAUGUCGCUGGUUGGAGCAUUACUGAGCGUAACGGUUUCUAUACUUCUGCCUUGUUUAUGUUACUUGAAGAUCUAUGGAAAUUACAAGAAAAUUAAGUGUGAGACUAUAAUGUUGUUUGGAAUGGUAGUGAUGAGUGUUUUUGUUGGAGUUUUAGGUACUUACAUUGCAAUCCGAGAAAUAAUUGGAAGUGUAUAAAAGUUUUAAUGAAUAUGUUAUAAUAACUCAUAUGUUGGGGUAUCUAAUAUUUAUUGUGUUUCUCUGAAAUUUUGUGUUAAAUUCAUUUUAUAAAAAUUUAUUCCUUCU